Eimeria tenella is the source of this 234-nucleotide messenger RNA. RefSeq lists its product as uncharacterized. NCBI's taxonomy places the organism in Eukaryota, Apicomplexa, Conoidasida, Eucoccidiorida, Eimeriidae. Bases 1 to 234 code for a protein of 77 amino acids. The record is from RefSeq and is a predicted model, not a curated record. The transcript has a single exon.
AUGAGAGAAGCUAAAGCCAGCAGCAACAUGCCUUUGGAGCUGCUGCUGCAGAAGCAGCAGCAGCAGCAGCAAAUAAAUAAGGGAGACACAAGCCAGCAGGGAAAAAAGCCUGUAGAGCUGCAGCAGCAGCAGCAGCAGCAGCAGCAGCAAAUAAAUAAGGGGGACACAAGCCAGAAAGAAAACAAAACCUCUGGAGCUGCAGCAGCAGCAGCAGCAGCAGCAGCAGGAAAAUAA